Molecule: messenger RNA, 711 nt
Organism: Linderina pennispora
Lineage: Eukaryota; Fungi; Kickxellomycota; Kickxellomycetes; Kickxellales; Kickxellaceae
Product: alternative oxidase
Exons: 1
Coding region: 1-711 (236 amino acids)
Biological process (GO): alternative respiration
Cellular component (GO): mitochondrion
Molecular function (GO): alternative oxidase activity
Source: RefSeq, a predicted model, not a curated record
AUGCGGCCCGAAAUCAUGGACCACAAGUGGAACUCGAACGAGCUUGAGUCCCUCGAUGUCGGCACUACCAAGCACCGCAUUCCAGAUCUGAUCAGCGAUAAAAUAGCGCUGUGGUUUGUCAAAAACGCACGCAAGCCCACCGACAUCUUCUUCCGCAACAAGUACCUGCACCGCUCGGUCAUGCUCGAGGUCGUCGCUGCUGUGCCUGGCAUGGUUGGCGCCUUGAUUCGCCACAUCAAGUCGCUGCAGGGCAUGCGGCACGACGGCGGGUGGAUUGGCCAUCUGCUGCAUGAAGCCGAGAACGAGCGCAUGCACCUGAUGACAUGGAUGGAGGUCGGCAAGCCUGUGCUCUGGGAGCGCGCCUUGAUUGCCACGGUCCAGACCGGCUUCUUUGCGGUCUUCUCUCUGCUCUACAUGGUCAGCCCCCGCACUGCGCACCGCGUCGUGGGAUAUUUGGAGGAGGAGGCUGUCACCUCGUACACACACUUUAUCAACGAAAUUGAUGCGGGCCGGAUCGAGAACGUGCAAGCGCCCGAGGUCGCCAUUGCGUACUGGAACCUGAGGCCCGAUGCCAGGCUGCGCGAUGUGGUCCUGGCUGUGCGCGCUGAUGAGGCCCUGCACAGAGACACAAACCACCACUUCAGCGACCGCAUCCUUGCCAAGCGCGAGAGCCUGUUUGACGACUUUGACCAGCCGCAUAUCAAAAAUUAG